Molecule: messenger RNA, 2261 nt
Organism: Catharus ustulatus (Swainson's thrush)
Lineage: Eukaryota; Metazoa; Chordata; Aves; Passeriformes; Turdidae
Product: golgin subfamily A member 6-like protein 6
Exons: 12
Coding region: 123-1463 (446 amino acids)
Source: RefSeq, a predicted model, not a curated record
GCGGCCCGGCGGCGCACGGAAGUGAACGUGCCCGCGGGAGCGCUGCGGGAGAGAAUUGCUGGGGAUCCCAGCAGACCCUGCCGGACCCCCUGGGACCACUCUGCAGGUACCCAGCCAUUGCCAUGAGGGGGUUUGGAGAAGUCUUGGAUUUUAGAGUGAACCAAGAGAAAAGGUCAAGGGAGAUGAGAAACAUGGGCAUACCUGAAACGCUUGUAGGUGCAGUAGCUGCCUCUGUGGCUGAGAUAGGUCUGGAAUUGUUCAAGGAAUUUGGAAUGAAGAAGAAGAAGGAAUAUGCAUGUGCCCUGGAAUCCAGGUUGACGAUAGACCACCAGCUCUACCGCAGAGUUGAAACUCUGGAAAAAGAUUUCCAAAAAGGUCUGGACAACAUAAACCAUGAGCUUAAGUAUGUCAGAGCAGAGCUGCAGAACAACCAAGGAAAGAACGAGGAGGAUAUUCCAUUGAUCCCAGAAACAUUGUUGAAGAAGAACAAGCAAGAGUUAUCAGAAAAAAUCAAGACUGUGAAAGAUGAUGUAGAGCAAAGUAAGGAGGACAUAAAUCAUAAGCUUCAGAAACUCAGAGAUGAGCUGGAGGAGGAGAACCAAGGAAUGAAGAAGGAGAAAGAGCGUGCAUGGGCCCUGGAAUCCAGGUUGAAGAGGAAAAUGCGGCAGUUUUCCAGAAGAACCGAAACUCUGCAAGAAGAUGUAGAGGAAUGGCCAGAGACCAUAAUGCUUGAGCUUCAGGUUCGCGGAGGAGUGCUGAAGAACAUGAAAGGAAUGAAGAAGGAGGAUAUUGCAUCGGCCCUGGAAACAUUGUUGAAGAAGAAUAAGCAAGAGUUCUCCCAAAAAAUUGAGACUCUGAAAGAAGAUGUAGAGGAUUGUAUGGAGGCCAUAAAUCAUGACCUUCACAUUCUCAGAGAUGAUCUGGAGGAGAAGAAACAAGGAAAGAACGAGGAGGAUAUUCCAUUGAUCCCAGAAACAUUGUUGAAGAAGAACAAGCAAGAGUUAUCAGAAAAAAUUGAGACUCUGAAAGAAGAUGUAGAAGAUUGUAUGGAGGCCAUAAAUCAUGAGCUUCAGAACAUCAGAGAUGAGCUGGAGGAGGAGAACCAAGGAAUGAAGAAGGAGAAGGAGCGUGCAUGGGCCCUGGAAUCCAGGUUGAAGAGGAAAAUGCGGCAGUUUUCCAGAAGAACCGAAACUCUGCAAGAAGAUGUAGAGGAAUGGCCAGAGACCAUAAUGCUUGAGCUUCAGGUUCGCGGAGGAGUGCUGAAGAACAUGAAAGGAAUGAAGAAGGAAGAUAUUGCAUUAGCCCUGGAAAACAUGUUAAAGAAGGGCAAGCGAGAAUUCUCCCAAAAAAUUGAGACUCUGAAAGAAGAUGUAGAGGAUUGUAUGGAGGCCAUAAAUCAUGAGCUUCACAUUCUCAGAGAUGAUCUGGAGGAGAAGAAACAAGGAAAGAUGGAGGGGGAGUGAAUAAGCCCUUGCGGGAACAGAGGACUUCUGGACAGCAAUUCCAUAUGACUAUGCAGAAGCCGAUUUAUUGUUUGCUUUUAAUUGUAUUUAUACAUUCUAAAACUACUUUUCACAUGAUCACACCUAUUUUGAUUGGUGCCUCUAUCUUUUCCACAUGCUGUGCACAAGUGUUACAGGUAAAAUGAUUGGUUGAAAUCCAGAGCAUCAAUGCCCAGCUUUAUCUUGGCUCUUCUAUUUUUUGUAUUCUGUUUUUCAGCUUCUUCUCUUCCAGUUUAGCACAAUUUAUGUUUCAGUAGCCUUGAAGAGUUACAGAAAGUUUGAUUGACUGCAGAAAAGCACCAAAAAAUGGCUCCCUCCAGUGUACCUGUUAUAAACAAUAGUCUAAAGUAAAACUGUCGAAAAACAGCUAAAUAUAGUUUGGCUGGUGCACUUGAUACAGAUUAUGGCCUAGAUGGUUCAGAUACAUUGCUACAAGCCCUGAAAUGCAGCAUGGAAAUGAUAGUCCUGGAGCUUUUUCCCUGAAUUCAAACUAUGGUAGUUUGGAAGGGGCUGACAGCUGUUCUGUGAACCAGAGUUAACUGAUAAGAUUUACUUCUGAAAGCAAUUUUACCAAGGCCAUUGGCAUGGAGAUGGAGAAGAGAAGAAGAAGAAGAUGUGAAAGUUAUUUGAAAACAGUGGUGGAGACUCCUUUGUACCAAUGAGGAUUGUGUUGAUCAAUUGUAGCCAAUGAAUAAAGUGUAAACUUUGUGUAGUGCGUAAAACACAGCAUGCUGUUGUAAUAAACAGAAAGUAUCCUUC